AAAAAAACUGAAUCAAAAGAGAUUCAGAAUGCUUUUGCAAAUCCCAACGUCGUCGUUUUGAUCAACCCCCCGACUUCCCCAUCUUCCCACCAUUGCCACACACGUCUCGCUCUCUCUCUCUCUCUCUCUUUCUUCGUUUCUUUGAUUUUGUAAACUUCGAUUUUCUCUCUCUUCUUCUUCUUCUUCUUCUUCUUCUUCUUCUCCUUCAUCAAAUUGCAAUCAUGGUGGAAUCGGUUGAGUUACCGAGUCGACUCGGAAUUCUUCCUUUCAGAAACAAGGUUCUUUUACCAGGCGCCAUUAUUCGGAUUCGAUGCACUUCAUCCAGCAGCGUGAAAUUGGUGGAGCAAGAGUUGUGGCAGCGAGAAGAGAAGGGAUUGAUUGGUAUUCUUCCAGUUCGAGAUGAUGCUGAUGCACCGGCAAUUGUCCCUGUGUUAUCUCAAGGUGUGGGAAGUGAUUCUGGAGAUCGUAGCUCGAGGGUUCAAUCUGGAACCUCCGACUCACAAAGAGUAGAUGGGAAAAAUCAUCAGGAAGUCAUUCAAUGGCAUUCAAGGGGUGUUGCUGCUCGUGCCUUGCAGCUGUCUAGAGGAGUGGAGAAACCGAGUGGAAGAGUGACAUAUACUGUUAUUUUAGAAGGUUUAUGUAGAUUUACUGUUCAGGAACUUAGCACCAGAGGAACAUAUUAUACUGCACGAAUAUCACCUUCAGAAAUGACAAAGGCAGAGAUGGAGCAAGUGGAGCAAGAUCCAGACUUUAUUUCAUUAUCUCGACAAUUCAAAGCUACUGCAAUGGAGCUUAUAUCCGUUCUUGAACAGAAACAAAAAACUGGAGGACGGACAAAAGUUCUUUUGGAGACGGUUCCAGUUCAUAAACUGGCUGACAUAUUUGUUGCGAGUUUUGAGAUGAGUUUUGAAGAGCAACUAUCUAUGCUGGAUUCAGUUGAUUUAAGAGUAAGGCUUUCAAAAGCAAUGGAGUUAGUUGACCGGCAUUUACAGUCGAUACGUGUAGCAGAGAAGAUUACGCAGAAAGUAGAAGGACAGUUAUCAAAAUCACAGAAAGAAUUCCUUUUGCGUCAGCAGAUGAGGGCCAUAAAGGAGGAGCUUGGUGAUGACGACGAUGAAGAUGAUUUGGUUGCCCUAGAAAGAAAGAUGCAAAGUGCUGAAAUGCCUGCUAAUAUCUGGAAGCAUGCUCAGAGGGAGUUGAGGAGCCUUAAAAAAAUGCAACCUCAACAACCUGGGUAUAACAGCUUGCGAGUUUACCUUGAGCUUCUUGCUGACCUUCCAUGGAAGAAGGCUACUGAAGAAAACGAAUUAGACUUGAAAGCCGCAAAGGAACGUCUUGACAGCGACCAUUAUGGUUUGGUCAAGGUCAAGCAACGAAUUAUUGAAUAUCUUGCUGUUCGGAAGCUUAAGCCAGAUGCAAGAGGGCCUGUGCUGUGCUUUGUAGGGCCACCAGGUGUGGGAAAGACAUCUUUGGCAUCAUCUAUUGCUGCUGCUCUGGGCAGAAAAUUUGUACGUAUAUCCCUGGGUGGUGUUAAAGAUGAGGCUGAUAUUAGAGGACAUAGGAGGACCUACAUCGGAAGCAUGCCAGGGCGUCUUAUUGAUGGACUAAAGAGAGUAUCUGUUUGCAACCCAGUCAUGCUAUUAGAUGAGAUUGACAAGACAGGUUCUGAUGUGCGGGGUGAUCCAGCUUCAGCUCUACUGGAGGUUCUUGACCCUGAACAGAACAAAAAGUUCAGUGAUCAUUAUUUGAACGUCCCGUUUGACCUUUCAAAGGUCGUCUUUGUGGCCACUGCUAACAGAAUGCAGCCUAUACCUCCUCCUCUUCUAGAUAGGAUGGAAGUCAUUGAGCUGCCCGGAUACACACCAGAGGAAAAACUUAAGAUUGCAAUGCACCAUUUGAUUCCACGAGUUUUGGAACAGCAUGGGCUAAGUGCUGAAUUUCUUCAAAUUCCAGAGGCUAUGGUUAAACUUGUGGUUCAAAGAUACACUAGAGAGGCUGGUGUACGAAAUCUUGAAAGGAAUUUGGCUGCAUUGGCUCGUGCUGCUGCUGUUAGAGUUGUGGAAAGAGAUCAAACUGUCCCAUUGAAUAAAGACGUGCAUCAGGUUUCCUCUCCUCUGUUGGAAAACAGACUUUCUGAUGGAGCUGAAGUAGAUAUGGAGGUCAUCCCAAUUGGAGCGGAUCAUGAGAUACCGAACCCAUUGAGGAUAGCCUCUCCAUUGGUUGUUGACGAGGCUAUGCUUGAAAAAGUGCUUGGGCCUCCUAGGUUUGAUGAUAGAGAGGCAGCCGAGCGGGUUAUAUCACCUGGCAUAUCUGUUGGAUUGGUUUGGACUGCCGUUGGGGGAGAGGUUCAGUUUGUGGAGGCCACAGCGAUGUCCGGGAAGGGAGAAUUGCAUCUCACCGGCCAGCUUGGUGACGUCAUUAAAGAAUCAGCUCAGAUAGCCCUUACCUGGGUGCGAGCAAGGGCAACCGAUCUGAAACUUGCAUCAGCUUGUGAAUCUAACCUUUUGGAGGGUCGUGAUAUUCAUAUACAUUUUCCUGCUGGUGCGGUGCCUAAGGAUGGGCCUUCAGCUGGUGUGACUCUUGUAACUGCCCUCGUCUCAUUGUUCGGACAGAAGAGGGUUAGGGCUGAUACUGCAAUGACAGGAGAAAUGACUCUGAGGGGUCUUGUUCUUCCUGUUGGUGGCAUCAAGGACAAGAUAUUAGCUGCACAUCGUUAUGGGAUAAAGAGAGUUAUUCUGCCAGAGAGAAAUUUGAAAGAUUUAGUGGAAGUUCCUUCGGGCGUGCUUGCUAGUUUGGAGAUAUUACUAGCGAAGCGGAUGGAAGAUGUACUGGAGCAGGCUUUUGAAGGUGGAUGUCCAUGGAGACUACAUUCCAAGUUAUGACAAGCACACGUGGCACGAGUAUUGUCUAGAACCCAAGUGAUCGAGCACAUUGCCAUAUCCAUCGGGUAAAAACUGCUAAUUAAUUUUGAUCAGAUUAUUGUUGUCCAAGAAGGAAGGUCAACCAACCCAAUUCGCUGCAGAAAGUUACAAUUGGUUUUGCAUGAAAACCAUGGUAUGUAAUAUUAUUAUUCUUUCAUCCUUUUUUUUUUCCUCUUAAAUCUCAUCGGCUACUGCAGUUUUUCCUUCUCGUGAUUGUUCUUCAUGUAAUUAUGAAAAUAAUUCUGUAUUUAUAUAAUAUAUAUAUAUAUAUAUAUAUAUUAAAAGAAAUAAAAGAUCACUUUUGCUGAUAUAAUCAUAGUGAUAUGUAUAGUUAAUCUUAAUGAGAGCACUCCCUUUCCACUUCUAA
Messenger RNA from Cucumis melo (muskmelon), 3288 nucleotides. RefSeq names its product lon protease homolog 2, peroxisomal. Gene Ontology annotation, molecular function: serine-type endopeptidase activity; ATP-dependent peptidase activity; ATP hydrolysis activity. Gene Ontology annotation, cellular component: peroxisomal matrix. Lineage: Eukaryota; Viridiplantae; Streptophyta; Magnoliopsida; Cucurbitales; Cucurbitaceae. The record is from RefSeq and is a predicted model, not a curated record. The coding region runs from base 222 to 2882 and encodes 886 amino acids. Gene Ontology annotation, biological process: protein targeting to peroxisome; protein quality control for misfolded or incompletely synthesized proteins; protein processing. The transcript has 17 exons.